Molecule: messenger RNA, 1795 nt
Organism: Nycticebus coucang (slow loris)
Lineage: Eukaryota; Metazoa; Chordata; Mammalia; Primates; Lorisidae
Gene: GPR33
Product: G protein-coupled receptor 33
Exons: 2
Coding region: 142-1164 (340 amino acids)
Biological process (GO): complement receptor mediated signaling pathway; positive regulation of cytosolic calcium ion concentration; inflammatory response
Cellular component (GO): plasma membrane
Molecular function (GO): complement receptor activity; G protein-coupled receptor activity
Source: RefSeq, a predicted model, not a curated record
AUCAGCAAGAAGAAAGACAAUGAAAUGAAGGCAGAGUGUCAUGGAUUUUGCCCUCUGUUCCUAGAGAAAAGCUUGAUGAUAUAGACUCAUUUUGGCUGGCUGGAGAGCCAUCUGACAUGAAGAUACUGCUCCAAGGUCAUUAUGGAUCUGAUCAACUCUACUGACUACCUGAUAAAUGGCUCUACUUUAAUAAGAAACAGCACACACUUUCCAGCUCCUGUAUCAAAAAUAAUCAUCGCCCUUCCUUUGUUUGUAUCAUCUAUAAUUGGUACCAUCAUCAAUGGCCUCUAUCUAUGGGUGCUAAAAUUCAAGAUGAAACAGACCGUCAAUACUGUCUUAUUUUUUCACCUCAUUCUCACGUAUUUUAUUUCAACAUUGGUAUUGCCAUUUAUAGCCAUCUCCCAGCUUCAGGACAAUUACUGGACUUUUGGAACUGCCUUGUGCAAGGUCUUCAAUAGCACUUUGUCUCUGGGGAUGUUUGCCUCUGUUUUCUUCCUCUCGGCCAUCAGUCUCGAUCGCUAUCUUCUCAUUCUUCAACCAGUAUGGUCCCUGCAGCAUCGAACCCCACGCUGGGCUUCCAGCGUUGUCCUGGGAGUCUGGAUCUCUGCAGCUGCCCUCAGCAGCCCCUAUUUGGUGUUCAGGGAGACACAUCAUGACCAAAAAGGAAAGUUGAUCUGUCAGAAUAACUAUGCUGUGUCUACUAACUGGGAAAGAAAGGAGAUGCAAACUUUAAGUCAAUGGAUUCACAUAGCCUGUUUCACCAGCCGUUUCUUGCUGGGCUUCCUUGUGCCUUUUUUCAUCAUCACCUUUUGUUACCAAAGAGUAGCCAGCAAGAUGAAAGAGAAGGGCCUGUUUAAAUCCAGCAAGCCCUUCAAGGUCAUGAUGGCAGCCGUCAUCUCUUUCUUUGUAUGUUGGAUGCCCUACCAUGUAUACCAGGGCUUACUUCUCAUUAAGACUCAGUCAUUACUUUUAGACUUGACUAUGAUACUUACAGCACUAACCACUUCCUUCAAUAUGGUCUUUUCUCCAACAAUGUACUUAUUUAUUGGGGAGAAUUUCCAAAAGGUUUUUAAGAAGUCCAUUCUUGCUCUGUUUGAGUCAGCAUUUAGUGAAGAUUAUUCUGUAGAAAGGACACAUAACCUAAAUUCGGGAACCCAAAUUUAAAUUGUAGAGCCUUAAGCAAACAUAGACUCUGUCAGUUAUUCCACUAGAGCAGUGGUUCUCAACCUUCCUCAUGCCGCAGCCCUUUAAUACAGUUCUUGUGGGUCGUGACCCACAGGUUGAGAACUGCUGCACUUGAGUUAUACCCUCUGCUUUCGUAGGGUAUAGUCCCUAUGUAACUGUAACAUAGUUAGAUCUCUGAAUGUUAAAAGGGCUGCAAGAAAACAAGCAAUGUGAUUUUUUUUUUUUUACUGUUUUUUUGUUGUGGAAAAAUAUAUACAACAUAAGGUUUGCCUUUCACCAAUAUUAGUGAACAUUUCAGUGACAUUAAUUAUAUUCACCAUGUUGUACAACCAUCACGACUGUCUAUUUCCAGAUUUUUUCAGUACUUCAAAGAGAAAUUCUGUACUCAUUAAAACUCCCCAUUUCACCUCCUCCCAGGCCCUAGUAACCUUCAGUCUACUUUCUGUUUCUAUGAAUUUAUGUAUUCUAGGUAUUUCACGUAAGUGAAAUCAAGCAAUAUUUGUCCUUUUGUGUCUGGAUUAUUUCAUUAGUAUAAUGUUUUCAAGGUUCAUCUAUGCUGUAACAAAUAUCAGAACUGUAUUCCUUUUCAUGGCCAAAUUAUAUUUCAUUG